Microtus ochrogaster (prairie vole) is the source of this 7397-nucleotide messenger RNA. It is a transcript of the gene Znf652, whose product is annotated as zinc finger protein 652. Gene Ontology annotation, biological process: regulation of transcription by RNA polymerase II. NCBI's taxonomy places the organism in Eukaryota, Metazoa, Chordata, Mammalia, Rodentia, Cricetidae. Gene Ontology annotation, cellular component: nucleus. The transcript has 5 exons. The record is from RefSeq and is a predicted model, not a curated record. Gene Ontology annotation, molecular function: DNA-binding transcription activator activity, RNA polymerase II-specific; RNA polymerase II cis-regulatory region sequence-specific DNA binding. The coding region runs from base 1 to 1827 and encodes 608 amino acids.
AUGAGCUACCCAGCCAGUCCUUGCCAGGAGCUGGCUGAGAACUGUGCGGUGCGUGCAGCAGGAAUGGCACAGGAAGACAGCCGUCGCGGUCAGGCACCACCCGCCUUCUACCAUAGUACCAGCCAGGAGCUCGACCUGUCCACCAAAGUGUACAAAAGGGAGUCUGGAAGCCCUUAUUCUGUGCUAGUGGACACCAAGAUGAGCAAACCACAUCUCCACGAGACCGAGGAGCAGCCAUAUUUCAGGGAGACAAGGGCAGUGUCUGAUGUACACACUGUCAAGGAAGAUCGGGAGAAUUCUGAUGACACGGAAGAGGAGGAAGAAGUCUCUUACAAAAGGGAGCAGAUCAUAGUGGAGGUAAACCUUAAUAAUCAAACAUUAAAUGUAUCUAAAGGGGAAAAGGGUGUCUCUUCUCAGUCCAAAGAGACUCCUGUUCUUAAGACAAGCAGCGAGGAAGGAGAGGAAGAGAGUGAGGAGGAGGCCACAGAUGACAGCAAUGACUACGGAGAGAACGAACGGCAGAAGAAAAAGGAGAAGCGAGUGGAGAAAGUCAGGGUUACACAAAGGCGAACCCGAAGAGCUGCCUCUGUUGCUGCAGCUGCCACUUCCCCUGCACCUCGCACAACUCGAGGCCGUAGGAAGAGUGCAGAGCUACCCAAGCGGAAGAAGCGGGCGGCCAAGGAGCCCAAAGCUCCUGUCCAGAAAGCUAAGUGUGAAGAGAGAGAGACUCUGACCUGUGAGAAGUGCCCCAGGGUCUUUAAUACUCGCUGGUACCUGGAGAAGCACAUGAACGUUACUCACAGGCGCAUGCAGAUCUGUGAUAAAUGUGGCAAGAAGUUUGUCCUGGAAAGUGAGCUGUCCCUUCACCAGCAAACAGACUGUGAAAAAAACAUUCAGUGUGUUUCCUGUAACAAGUCCUUCAAGAAACUCUGGUCCCUUCAUGAACAUAUCAAGAUUGUCCAUGGGUAUGCAGAAAAAAAAUUUGCCUGUGAGAUUUGUGAGAAGAAGUUCUAUACCAUGGCUCACGUACGGAAACACAUGGUCGCACACACAAAAGACAUGCCAUUUACAUGUGAAACCUGUGGAAAGUCUUUCAAGCGCAGCAUGUCACUGAAGGUGCACUCCUUGCAGCACUCUGGAGAGAAACCCUUCCGGUGUGAGAACUGCGACGAGAGGUUCCAGUACAAGUACCAGCUCCGCUCGCACAUGAGCAUCCACAUUGGGCACAAACAGUUCAUGUGCCAGUGGUGCGGCAAGGACUUCAACAUGAAGCAGUACUUUGACGAACACAUGAAGACACACACUGGAGAGAAACCUUUUAUCUGUGAAAUCUGUGGCAAAAGCUUCACCAGCCGCCCCAACAUGAAGAGGCACCGCAGAACUCACACAGGCGAGAAGCCUUACCCCUGUGAUGUGUGUGGCCAGCGGUUCCGUUUCUCCAACAUGCUGAAGGCCCACAAGGAGAAGUGCUUCCGAGUGACCAGCCCAGUGAACGUACCACCAGCUGUCCAGAUCCCUAUGUCCACGGCGCCAGCUGCUCCAGCUCCAGCUGUGGCCAACACUCCUACGAGCCCAGCCCCUGCAGUCAGUAUGAACCCCGUGGGUGGCCCUCUUCCCUCAAGGCCGGUCCCGCAUCCUUUCUCGCACCUGCACAUCCACACGCAUCCACACCACGCACAUCACCUCCCCAUCCCACCUGUGCCUCACCUGCCCCCACCUCCGGCCCUCUUCAAGAGUGAGCCCCUAAACCACAGAGGCCAGAGCGAGGACACCUUCCUGAGGCAUCUGACAGAGAAGAACAGCGCGCCCCAGGCCCAGCAUCAUUAGCGCCAGCCGGAGUGCCAUCCCCGUGGUGAGUUGGUAGAAGGGGUGCAGCUGUGCCUCUCUGGGGUCUCUCCGUCUCCAUGGCCUCCUUCAGGACUUUGACCACUGUCCUGGUGAGCGACCAGACUGACCCAAAGGAGUGAACAAGAAGACUGCCCUCACACAACCAGGGGAACCACUGAACGAAAGCCCAAUUUGCUUGCAUUUUCUGAUGACUUUUAUAAAUUUCAGAUACUCAGACUGCGGGAUUUUAUAAUUUCAUAUCAGCGGAUGAGGUAUGCUUGCUUUUAUAUCCUGGUCUUCUCCUCAAAGAGGGGAACAGGCCUGGUUUCCUUUAUACUAAUCGGGAAGGCUGUGAGAUUAAUCCAGAGCAUUAACUGUAUCACUGUGUAUUGUAAUGAGUUCUUUUCAGCUUUUGGUGCUGACUGCAGUCGAGCUGGUCACAAUUCACACAAUAUCAAGCAUUAUAGAGAAGAUGGGAGUUUUCUUCUUUGUGUAGCUCUUUUAACACACUCUUUAUUUUACUACAGAAAUUAUUUUAGAGUUUUUGUAUAGACUUUAGUAGUCUGUUUCUAAAAUGAAAUGUAUUUCAAUAAGCUGUGUAAUUUUUCAGUGUAGCUAAACCCAUGUUGUAAAAUAGAUAAAUUUUUAUAAUCAUCAAAAUGUGAUUCUUAAAGAUGCAUAUAGUAACUUCUAUUUCAAAUUUAUUCUAACAUCCGUACAACACAAAGGUGCUUCUGGGACUGGGUGGGGUCACCAGACCAGGUUACUGCAAGAGCAAGGUUCAUAAGUACUCAGGAACUUACCAUCUUUGCUGGGCACUCCGUCCAUCGGCUCACUGACAUGCUCCAUCCCUGGUGUCCCUUUGAGCCCCUCUGUGGAUUCAGUGGGGUGGUGCGUUGGAAUAGGGUCACCAAAAGCUUGUCUGAUUUGAAAAUCUGAGUAACAUUGUGAAUACCUUCAGAAGGAAGUGGCAGAGGUUUCCUUUCGAUCACAUCUGUUUCUCACUUCUCUUAGGAACUUUGUCAUACUCAGCUGUUAGGGAAGAUAAAUUGGCAUCUCUAAUUUUGAGGUUGCUGUGUUUCCCAGAACCAUUAGGAGAAGCUAAAUGGUGAACUGAAAUCAUAAGUGUAAUUGCUGAUAGAGGCUGAGAAAUGCGAAUGAGAAGACAAAUUGGCUUCUAAGUUGUAAAAUGUCUGCAGUGUCUAAAAUGUGGGUGUCACUUUGAUCUGCAUCUGCCAUUUAAAUUGUAGUGAGAGGAAACCCCAAGUACUGCUGCCUCGUAGUCCUCCACAGUUAGGUGAGGAAGGAGCAACACCCCUGCCUCUGGGCAACUUCCACAGGGCCUGGUCACCCUGGAGCGGGUUGUAUAGGAAGCUGAAGAGAAGGGCCGACAGUGGUUUCAGUCAGCUGGCAAAUGUCGACCACGAAGCUACACGUUUUCUACUUCUUCACCUUAGAGACUGAGUUCCAAGAGUGGCCCCUUCCACUUCUCUUCCUCAUUUCUCUUUCCUCAGGCUCGUAAAUCAGAACUUUAGUGUUAUUUAUUUAUCUUUGAUAUGAAAUGUGCAGAUAUGCGUCACGCACUUUUUUUUUCUGGCCACUUAACUCUGGAUGGGGACACAUGGACUCUGGAUUGAAGUUAGGUUCCUGCUUCUAUGUAUCAUACUCUACAUUAGCUUUUUGGUUUCAUAUUUCUAGAUUUACUACAGUUUUACCUUUGUCUUCUGUAAUGCAUAGGAAAAAUUGUGUGCUGACACAGGAAAGUAUCUCAGGACACACCUUUCCUCCACUUCUAGGCAUAAAUUUUAACAAAUGGUAGUUUUAAUAUUUGCGUACAUUCCUGGAGCCCCCAUAUACCCAAGCCAAAUAGGAAGCCAGUUCCUUCUCCGCUCACUUCCACAGUCUCCUUUGCAUCCCAUGGAAAGUCUGCAGAUCUACACUUUCUUGUAGACAUAUCAAUAUUUCAUGGUCAAGUCUAUAAUAUUAAAAUAUUUUUAUCAAAAAAGUAUGUUAUAGCUUAGUUAAUUGGUUUUAUCUUACUUUGUGCUAAAUACAGUAUUGGACAGAGAUUCUAAAUUCUAGACUUGAGGCUGUUGAAUCAACUAUUUUAUUUUAUGGAUGUACUAUGAAUACUCAUUGAAAAAUUCAGGUACUCAGAUCUGAUUUUUUUAAUUCAAAUGACUAUAGCCAUAAGAAAGUGUCUGCUACAUAGGAAAUCCAGUAAUAACUCAAUAACUACCACUCUCCUUAACAGAAGCAGAAAGUAAGGAAUUAGGAAAGUGAGUUAGCACUGUUACACUGUGUAAUGCAUUCUUACUGCAAUGUAUUGUGGAACAAUCUAGAAAUGCCAAUUUUUUUUUUCUGGAUAAGUAUAUCUUCCCUGACUUGGGAUUUGUAAGAAACCUGUUCUUUAAAACAUGGCUCUCAUCAGUGUCAUGUAUGAAUAAUGAACAUAUGCAUAAUGAAAUUCACACCGAGAUGCUUCUGAGCCCAGGGCCACAGGGUUGAGCCUGAAACAUGCAGGCGCAUUGGGUUUCACAUGCUGAAGACUCAAACUCAGGGUUGAAAAUGUGCUUGGGGGCCGCUGCUAAGAUAAAGGUUGCAUCAUGUGUGUCCUCUCCACGUGUGCUGCGGUGCUCCAAGGUUCUGCAGAACCUGUUCAGUUCUUGUUAUCUGUUCAUGGAAGAAGGUUGUGGAGGAGUUUGGGUUCUAGGCACAUAUCUGUACUUCUUUUAAAGACAUAGACCUUAUUUCAGAAUAACAGAUAUUAAAUUGAGGCUUUCUUGUUGCCAUUUUAUACUAUCUUCAAAGGCAUGUAUUGUCACAAGGAUUACUUUAUCUUCAAAUGGUUUUUAUUGUUACCAAUUUACUUCUAUGUAGACCAGGCUAGCCUCAAACUAACAGCUUGAGGACCGGGUCUAAAGGAGUGAACUACAGCAGCCAGCACCCAAGAACUUGUUGUCGUUGUUUUGAGAAAUGGUCUCACAGAGCUGGCCUUGAACUCCCUAUGUGGAUUACGUAGCCUCCAGCCAAUGACUCCCCCACCUCAGCUGCCCAAGUGCUGGGAUUAUGGGUGCCUUCGUCACCCUGCCUGGCUACCACAAGGGCGUUUUUGAGUUGGCAUUACAUUUUUAGAGGCUGGGUUGUACAUCUUUCAUUCUUUUCUUAUAGAUUUAUCAUUUGGAUACACACUUUUUUAGCCUAAUGAAAGGCUGCUACUCUCAAAUUGAGUCAGGUAGGCUCAUACUGGGUUAGAUUUUAAAACUGAAUGAAGAGAAGAUGAACCACUUAAAGGCAUGUAGCUUCAUUUUUCUGUAUAUUUUUUACUUGAUUCUUAUUUUUAGCAAGUGCAGAAGUCUCCAUAUAGAACUUUAAUAAAGUUCAGAAAACCCUUUGAAAAUCAUUUCCAUGCACUGUCGUGGUCCUUCAGCAAGCAUGGGCCUUUCCAGAGUUGCCUGUCUAAGAACCUCGCUUCUAAGCGUGACCCACACACACUGCUAAGCAGAUGCAAACUCUCUGAAGCUUUGAAUUUUUAACUUCUUGAACUUUGUUUCAGUUUUUAUUAUUGUUGAAUAGAUAUGUAUUUAGUUUCAUUUUUAUCUCACUGGAAGAUUUAAAAUUUGAGAAUAUGAAGUAGAGAUCUCCAUUGCAGAGUGUGUGUGUGUGUGUGUGUGUGUGUGUGUGUGUGUGUGUCUGUGUGUCUGUGUCUGUGUGUCUGUGUCUGUGUGUCUGUGUGUGUCUGUGUGAAUUUAUUCCCCUCUUGCAGAUUUUGGUUAGGAAAACACACUAUGAUAGGUGAGUUUUUAUGGCAAAGAGAGAAAAACUAAAACGUCUUAUCAGAAGAACCCAUUUCAGUUAAAGCUUCUGUUUAAGCUGCUGUACGGAAAUACCACUUUUGUUGCUUUGAUGGUCCGCAUGAUAGAUAUUUUAAUGCUGUUCCAGACUGUAUGUGGGACACAUCAUGAAAAGAGGUGUGUUAGAUCUAACCAUUUUAUCAACUUAAAAAAAAAUCAGAUCAGUUGGAAUUCUUCAAACUCUAAAGUGGAGUAAAGAAUUACCAGUUUUUAAGUUUUUUUCUUUACUUAAACUAAGUUAGAAAAUUUCCCAAGAAUUCUCUCUCUCCAUCUUUUUCUUUCUUUUUCAGGAAUAAAAGGUCAUUGGCCGUUAGAAAUAAUGGCAUUGUUACGCAGUAGCAACUCACUAGCUAGUCUGCUUGUCAUCCGUAGCAUUCAUGAGAAGUAACGCUGACCUUCCAACCCUGGAACUACCUCGAUAAAGCAACCCAGAGAUCCUCGCUACACUCUAUGGAAGCCAUAAACGUUGUCAGUCUGGCCACCUUCGCGGUUCUAUACUUUUGUACUCGCUAGACUUUUUUAUAGACUUACAUUCAGACCUUUUCAUCUUAGAGGAUAGCUUUUGCAAGACUCCAAGGAAAAUAAAAUUCCUUAAAUUCCCAACCUUGAAACUCUAGUUUCAGUAAAUUUGUUUAAAGAAUCAGAUGCCAUACUAUUUUAAAAAAUCACGUUAAAAUUAGAACUGCUUUGCAGACCUACAUAUUCUGCAAACAAGUUCCUCUUUCUUGUUUCCUCGCUAGAGGCUGUGAUAAAGUGGAGUUUUCCACUCUGCUCACUCAGUGACGUUUUCCUGGAGCCGUCUCUCUCACUGUAGCACAGGAGUGAGUAGCUGCUGUCCGUCUGACCCUCUGCUGUCUAUCACUCUGCUCUCGAGUGCCUUCAACAAGCCCUUGUCCUGGAGCCUUCUUUCCCUGGUCUGGAUCCUACCUCUGAUUGUUUCAUUCUCCAUGAGUAUUGGAAUUCACCCUUAUUCCAAAGGGCUUAGCUACACACUGGCUAAAACCUGGCUGAGGAUUGUGAACACAUCUGUGUUUUGGUCCUCCAUAUUGCUGCUGGGUUAGCCUUGUAGCUUCUCUGCUUGUCUUACUCUGCACAUACGACACCUCUAGUACUAGAGCUGUUCUUGUCCUUUGCCAACUUUCUGUUCUUUCACUGCAGGCUGGGUGUUCCUGUACAGUCGAAGGUCAUCCAGUGUCUCUCUGGGCCAUCUCUUUCUCCUCUGAAGUCUUCCUGAAUGCCUACCCUUUCAAAUUAAAGGAAUGCUGAAUGCUGCUAUUGCUGCACAUCCUUUCUCUCAUAAAUGUUUUACAGGGUUCCUCCCAUGAUCUUAUUUUAGUCAUAGGGAUUUAAAAGUGCUCUCGGGGUUUAACAAAAGUCCGUCAUUGAUUUUUUGAGCAGCCCCUCUCAUCCAGCCACCCAUCCUCCGUGCAAACCCAGUUUAUUUUCCUUUCUAGUUGUCUUCUUACAAGUCAUUUAAAAAGUGUAAUUGGUGUAUAAAUAUAUGAAAGAUGUAAUAAAAAGGAAACCGAAGUGUGUUCUGUGUGUAGUAUGUGCACUUCAUUGAUAAGAAUUCCUUUAGCAGCUGGCUGGUCUCGCUCGUCCCAGAUCAAAGCUGGUGCUGUGUGAUGGGUUCAUUGUCUCCUCCUAAAGUGGAGACAGACGAGCUCCUACAGAGAGGGAAUUGGAAUUACUUUUUGUAGGUGAGCGAACACUAAU